GUUAUUCAGCGUUGUUACAGUGCGCCAUCCCAUCUCAUCCAUCCGAUCCCGGGUCGUUCCGACGGGGACGACAUUGGACGUCAUGCUGUUCGUUGUCUUUGCCCUUUUUGGUCCCUUCGAUGUUUCCAAAGAUAAACCACGAUCGAUAAUCGACAUUCAUCGACGGCCCGGAUAUCCAUCAUCGUGGACCUCACCGACCGACCGACCAGACAACAAAAAAGACGGAAAGAAACAAGCAUUUUCGCUUCUUACGUACCGCCAUCCCAUAAUUGCGCCAAAAACGAUCGCGCUAUUUGACGCCAAUCCGUAAUCGACAACAUUCCUUUCAGUCAAAGGCAAACGCCAAUCCUGACUCACCCAUUGACUCACCACACUCACCCCCACGACGGGAAAAAGACGUAGCAAAAAUGCGCAACAACACCAUCUCCAACGACGAAACCCAACCACUGCUAUACCCCAUCAUGUCAACAGACGACACCACAACCCCGGCUCUCACCAAGCCACCCUCGGGGCGAUGGCGCCGCCACCUCACCACCGACAUCGACCGCACCCACGCCGACCUGGUUCUCAUAAUCUGCUACCUAAUCACGGGCCUGCUCGACUCCUCCUCCAUCUCCAUCUGGGGUUCCUUCGUCUCCAUGCAAACCGGCAACACAGUCUACAUCGGUCUCGGCCUGGCUGCUCCGCACGAAUCAACACGCUGGAUCAAAUCGGGCACUUCCCUCCUUGCCUUUUGCCUCGGCUCGUUUUUGUUUAGCCGAUUCCACCGCUUCUUCUCGCCGAAACGCCGCUGGGUUCUGUGCGUCUCGUUUGCGGUGCAGUUUGCCUUUACCAUUGCGGCUGCCGCGAUUGUUACCGUCACGGGAAAACCGAAAGAUAGCGACGCUACCGAGUGGCAUGUGCUGUUGCCGAUUGCGCUGUUGGCGUUCCAGAGCUGUGGGCAGGCGGUGACGAGCAGGGCGCUCAAGUAUAAUGCGCUGACGAGCGUGGUGUUGACGAGUGUUCUCUGCGAUCUGUUUAUGGACGCGGAUCUGUUUAACUUUAAGGUGCAUAAUCGUGAGCGGAACCAGAGGGUGGGCGCGCCGGUGUUUUUGUUCUUGGGGGCGCUUUUUGGAGGGUUUUUUGCGCAUACGUCGUUUGGAGUUGCUGGCGCGCUGUGGAUGGCGGCGGGAUUGAAGUUGGUGGUUAUUGUGCUUUGGUUGGUAUGGCCUGCUAAGCCCAGGGCGGUGCUUCAGCAUCCUAAUGGACUUGAGAACUGAGUUGGUGUGAACGAGUGGCUUGUUAUGGUUGACGACGACUGUUGUUUUAUGCGCAAGUUGAGCCUGUUGACUAUGUUUCUUGUCAUUUUGAGCUGUAUUUCUUGGACUAGAGGGCA
Neurospora tetraspora is the source of this 1375-nucleotide messenger RNA. RefSeq lists its product as uncharacterized. The coding region runs from base 408 to 1259 and encodes 283 amino acids. The transcript has a single exon. Lineage: Eukaryota; Fungi; Ascomycota; Sordariomycetes; Sordariales; Sordariaceae. The record is from RefSeq and is a predicted model, not a curated record.